ACAUUCAUCCCCAGUCUGUCUCCGCAUUUUGCUCUCCGCAAAAUAAAUAUCUCCACCGAACGCCUCGUGGCAGAGGAGCGCUCUGGAUUCUUGUAGACUCUGCUAAAACCCCGUGACUGAUUCGGACUAGUAUAUCGCUUCUUGACUCGUUUGUCGAUAUUUAAUGCUUCUUCAUCGUAGCAUUUGAUGAUCGGCAUCAGACUUUGAGAUACACGAUCAACAGAACGACUAUUGUACGAUGGAGUUUGACAAGAUGGCGACCGUACACGACAAACACGUCGAGCAGGUGCUCGAGGAGAAGACUGUCAAUGUUCUAGACUCGAAUCUUGCGGCGGUGAUGCAGGAGAACAAGCCAAACCCACGAGGCAAGGGCUACAUGCGUCUAUACUUCUGCUGUCUAUUAGUCUAUCUCUGUUCAACAAUGAAUGGUUACGAUGGCUCUCUGAUGGGCUCCAUAAAUGCAAUUCCGAAUUACACAUCUUACUACAAUCUACCACCCGAAGGCAACUCCGGCACAGGCCUUGUAUUUGCCAUCUUCAAUAUCGGACAGAUGACCGGUGCACUCUUCGUCUGGCUCGCGGAUUGGCAAGGUCGGCGAUUGCCCAUUUUCAUCGGCUGUCUUGGUGUGUGCGUCGGCACGAUCAUCACUUCCGUCGCACCAACGUUGCCAGCCUUUAUCGGAGGAAGGUUCCUGCUGAGUUUCUUCUCAACGUUCGCUACUACUGCGGCACCAUUGUAUUUGAUUGAGAUUGCACCGCCACAGUAUCGUGGGACUGUAGCUGGCAUGUACAACACACUGUACUAUCUGGGUUCUAUCAUUGCAACUUGCACUGUCUAUGGCGCAAAUAUCAAUCUAUCAAACAGUGGAAACCUCAAUUGGCGCCUACCACUAUGGCUACAGAUGCUCUGCCCAGGAAUCGUGUGUCUCGGCAUCUGGUUCUGUCCAGAGUCACCCAGAUGGCUUGUCGCCAAAGACCGCGCAGAAGAAGCUCGUGCCCUUCUCACAGAACUCCACGCCAACGGCGACGCCUCACACCCACUUGUCGCCCUUGAAAUGCACGAAAUGACAGAGAAUAUGCAAUCUGAAGAGAUGCUCACAUGGCGUACCUUCUUCGACCUGCGCGUGCUCAUCAAGUCUCCAUCGCGUAGAUACAGACUCAUGCUGUGCAUUGCCUUCAGCUGGUUCGGACAAUUCAGCGGAAACAACGUUGUGUCUUACUACCUUCCUACCCUCGUCCGCUCCGUCGGAAUCACAAACACAAACACCCAGCUUCUGCUCAACAUCAUCUACGCCAUCACCGGUUGGAUCCCCGCCAUGAUCGGCGCCCGCCUACACGACGUCGUUGGUCGUCGCAAGAUGCUACUCGGCGUGACCAUGGGCAUGGCCGUCGCACUCGCCAUUGCCGCCGGCACCGCUGCAGGCUACGAGAAAGACCCCACCAACAAGGCCGCAUCGAGCGCCAGCAUCGCUUUCAUCUACAUCUUCGGCGCCGUAUUCGCACUUGCCUUCACCAGUAUGCAACCCAUCUACCCGGGUGAGGUGCUCAGCAACGAGAUGCGCGCCAAGGGAAUGGGUGUAUUCCAGAUCACGGCUGGUUGUGCCGGGUUCGUGAACACCUUUGCAGCGCCGAUCGCGCUGAAGAACAUCCGGUAUUGGUUCUACAUCUUCUUCGUGUUCUGGGACGUGUUCGAAUUUGCAUUCAUCUAUUUCUUCUUCGUGGAGACUAAGGAUCGCACCUUGGAGGAACUGGAUGAGAUCUUUGAAGCGCCGAACCCGCGCAAGGCGAGUACGCAGAAGACAACGUUGAGGAGGAGGGUUGUCGAGCUUGAGGAUGGUGCUGUUGAGGUUUCUGUCGAGAAAUGAGCUUCGUCUGGAACUAGGAUAUGCGGCUCCAUCAAUCUCAUAUCUUAAUGCUAAUCUACCUUGGGUUGGAACGAUACCAGCACCUCAAACCUAGCAAGGAAAUUACAUAGUAUAUUAAUUGAGUUUCCAAAU
Molecule: messenger RNA, 1996 nt
Organism: Pseudovirgaria hyperparasitica
Lineage: Eukaryota; Fungi; Ascomycota; Dothideomycetes; Acrospermales; Acrospermaceae
Product: general substrate transporter
Exons: 5
Coding region: 239-1864 (541 amino acids)
Biological process (GO): carbohydrate transport; transmembrane transport
Cellular component (GO): membrane
Molecular function (GO): carbohydrate:proton symporter activity
Source: RefSeq, a predicted model, not a curated record